CAGAAAAAAUUAAUGCGAUAAGUAAUCCGAUGCCAUCCACAAUGAAAGAAUCAGGCUGGGAAAACCCACGACCACGAGCGAUGUUUUCAAGAAAUACCAAUGAUGACAUUAAUGGUGAUUCAUCUAUAAUACAUGAUUCCUUAAAUUUACAUCAGAAUAACCAAGAAACUAAUUUAGAUUUUGUGAAAAGUAGAUGGGGCCCAGGUGCUAACCAUAAUCAAAGUUCUCUUCCAUACAGUGAGGUGCUAACAGUGUCUGAAUUAGAGAAGGAAUUUCACAGGCUCACAUUUGAAAAAGAUAAUAGCCAGGAUAGAGUGUGGAAGAAGCCAUCAGGCUCUAGUGACGUGUCGGCAUCUGGCAGCAACAUCAUGUUUGGUAACAUGGAUACCAACAGCCUGUGGCUCAGCAAUAAGGAAGACAACUGGAGUGGAAAUACAGGUGACACGUUAGGAGUAAAUAUGGCUGAAUAUGUGCUAGGUGCAUCACCUCACAGAGAACUUGUUGAACGUGGUCUGUCCAACAGAUAUGCCAGUGUAAACGACGGGGAUCGAUCCAAGUUGCUAUUGAACAGUGUUGCUGCUGGGUUUGAAGAAACAAAUCCAGAUUCAACUACUGACUGUGGAAUCAAUGGCAACAUCAGCAAUGGAUUGGAGAAUAAGUUGUACAGACUCCAAUCAGGGUCUCAGUUAUCCAACCAGAUGCACUCACCAGCAAGCAGUGAUCUCACUUCAACGAUUAUCCCCCUGUCUAAUUCAGGCGGCCAGUCAAAGCAGCCAGGAAUGUCGGAUCAUCUGUUCGAUCAUCCAUUCAUCAACCCAUCUCAUAAUCUUGGAUUCCCAAUGUCACAAUUUCAGCAGCAUCCUCAAAUGUCGUUGCCACUUCUUUCAAACUUCCACCCGGAGAGUUUAUUGCUAU
This is a messenger RNA of Helobdella robusta, 915 nucleotides long. RefSeq lists its product as hypothetical. The record is from RefSeq and is a predicted model, not a curated record. The annotation marks the transcript as partial. The transcript has 7 exons. NCBI's taxonomy places the organism in Eukaryota, Metazoa, Annelida, Clitellata, Rhynchobdellida, Glossiphoniidae.